AUGGCAGCUGGAUUCGUUCUUGACGGGGACAUCCUAUACAAAAGAGGAAAAGAUCAAGUGCUAUUGAGAUGUGUGGGUGAUGCUGAAACUAGAAAAAUACUUGAAGAUGUCCAUGAAGGAACUUGUGGAACGUUAGCACCACCAGCAUCCCCAUCACUGAGUUGUUCCACUGCCAUGUAUAAUAUGGUAGAUUGUGUUCAAUUCUUGUCUAAUAAUGGCAGCAAAGAUGGGAAGCCCGCUGCUUCAUGUUGUGCUGGUCUUGAAAAAGUGUUGAAAUCUAAUCCUGAUUGCAUUUGUGAAUAUAUAAAAAACAAUGCUCAAUUGGGUGCCAACAUUAACGUUACGAAGGCCGAGACUUUGCCUUCAGCCUGCCAGAUUUCCGCUCCUCCCAUCAGCCAAUGUGACGGUAAACGCUAA
Messenger RNA from Gossypium arboreum, 417 nucleotides. RefSeq names its product non-specific lipid transfer protein GPI-anchored 31-like. Lineage: Eukaryota; Viridiplantae; Streptophyta; Magnoliopsida; Malvales; Malvaceae. The transcript is spliced from 2 exons. The coding region runs from base 1 to 417 and encodes 138 amino acids. Gene Ontology annotation, biological process: lipid transport. Gene Ontology annotation, molecular function: lipid binding. The record is from RefSeq and is a predicted model, not a curated record.